CAAGUAUUGAAGUACCAACUACAAUCAUUCGUAUAUAUUUGUACUAAUGAUUCACAUGUCAAUGCAAGGCGCCGCCAUAUCUUCACACUUUUAUUUCACCGCAUGACUAAUAGAACAGAAGCAAUAUGUGCACACCAGUCAAAGAUCCUCUAUGUGACAGGAGUGCUCUGCUGUUUUUAAAGACCACGAUGCAAAAACACUACUCAAAGAUCCUCUAUAUUACAAGAGCCCUCUGCUGCUUAUAUGGACCAUACUGCAAAAAAAUGCUACUCAAAGAUCGUCUACACAACAUGAGUGCACUGCUGUUUUUAAGGACCAUGCUGCAAAAACAGGAGUCAAAGAUCCUCUAUAUGACAGGAGCACUUUGCUUUUUUACGGACCAUACUGCAAAAAAAGCUACUCAAAGAUCCCCCCCAUACAACAGGAGCACUCUGCUGUUUGUAAGAACCUUCAGCAAAAAUGCUAGUCAAAGAUCCUCUAUAUGACAGGAGUGUACUGCUGUUUUGAAAGACCUACAACAAAACCAUGAGUCCAAGAUGUUCUAUAUGACAGGGGUGCGCUCCUGUUUUUAAGAACUGUGGUGCAAAAAAAAAAAAAAAAUGCUACUCAAAGAUCCUCUAUACAACAAGAGCACUGUGCUGUUUUUAAGGCCCUACUGCAAAAACACCAGUCAAAGAUCCUCUAUAUCAGUGGUCCCCAACCCCCGGGUCAUUUGGUACCAGGUCGCACAGAAAGAAAAAAUAAUUUCCAUUAUUUCAUUAUUUUUAAUGUUUUAUUUUGAAAAGUGGCCGGAUUCUCUCUGUUACAUCCGUCUCACUUGACGCAUGUCCAUUGUGGGUGUGCUAACUUUAUCUCAUGCCGCACAGAUAGACUACUACUGUAUUUGUACCAUCUUUCUUUCACCUCAUAUUUGGUGUCAAAUGCUGAUACUAUGUGGGAAUGCAUGAAGCCAUGUCAUCAUCUCUCUGGAAACACUUGGCUGGAACUUGAACUGGUGGAUGGACUGCGAGACCUUUGAGAAGUGCUGCCCUAACGUGUGCGGCAACAAGAGCUGCGUGGCCGCGCGCUACAUCGACAUCAAGGGCAACAAGGGGCCCAUCGGCAUGCCCAAAGGUGCCACCUGUGACAAGUUCAUGUGCUCCCAGCAAGGCUCCGAGUGCGACAUCUGGGACGGGCAGCCCGUCUGCAAGUGCCGGGACCGCUGCGAGCGAGAACCCCACUUCACGUGCGCCUCUGACGGGAUGACGUACUAUAACAAAUGUUACAUGGACGCCGAGGCGUGCUCCAAGGGUGUCUCUAUCUCUGAGGUCACCUGCAGGUACCACCUGACCUGGCCCAACACCAGUCCAAUCCCAGCGGAAACCACCCUCCAUCCAACCACGGCUCUUCAGACCACCCUGCCGGCCGACAUCCACCCCCCCGCCAUACACAGCGGCCCCACCCAGCAGGCGGUUUUUGUGGGAGAGACGGCCAGCUUCCUGUGCGAGGUAUCCGGGAAACCGCAUCCGGAAGUCACCUGGGAGAAGCAACUGAAGGGCAAGGACAACGUCGUCAUGAAACCGAAUCACGUGCGGGGGAACGUCGUGGUCACCAACAUCGGCCAGCUGGUCAUCUACAACGCGCAGCUUCAGGAUGCUGGAAUCUAUACGUGCACGGCCAAAAACGCGGGAGGAAGUGUGUCGUCGCACUUUCCCUUGUUGGUAAUCCGGAGAGAGGCUAAGGGGAAGCAAGCAGGGGGGAAUGACACGCAUCUGCCCUUCCCUCCUGCAGAGUGCUUGAAAAGUCCAGACACGGACGACUGCGGGGAAGAGAGCAUGAGCUGGUACUACGAAUCAAGCAGGAACAACUGCUUCACCUUCACCUACAGUCAGUGCAACAAGAACCAGAACCAUUUCGACACCUACGACGUCUGCAUGCUGUCAUGUGGGGGCGAGCUGGCAGCUCCUUGUAGCCUACCCAGCCUCCAGGGGCCCUGCAAGGCCUACGAGCAGCGCUGGGCCUACAGCAACGCCCUCAAGAAGUGUCAGUCUUUUGUCUACGGGGGCUGCGGCGGCAACGAAAACAACUUUGAGUCCAAAGAGGCCUGCGAAGGCAUGUGCCCCUUUCCGAGGAACCACAACUGCAAGGCCUGUAAGCCUCGAGGAAAGAUGGUGACCAGCUUCUGCAAGAGCGACUUCGUCAUCCUAGGACGGGUCACAGAGCUGACCGAGGAGCAGGAGUCGGGUCACGCUUUGGUGACGGUGGAGGAGAUCCUGAAGGAUGAGAAGAUGGGCCUCAAGUUCUUUGGGAAAGAACCCUUGGAGGUGACUCUACUGAACAUGGACUGGAACUGCCCCUGCCCCAAUAUCACCGCAGCCGAGAGUCCGCUCAUCAUCAUGGGGGAGGUUCACAACGGGAUGGCCGUCCUGCAGCCGGACGGCUUCGUGAGCUCCUCCAGCGCACGGAAGGUCAGGAAGCUUCGUGAGGUUGCCCACAAGAAAAGCUGCGGUUUCUUGAAAGAGUUCCCCGGCGCCCGCUAGGGCGACAUCGCACACAGCCGUACCUCCGAGUUCCUCAGCAAAAUUACCGACUAUAAAUUGCAUCCGUCAAAAACUGCGCCAAGAAGGGAAAAACCCCCAAAUGUCACACUGCUUUUUCUCAUCAGAGCCAUCUUUUUCUUUCUAGCAGAGUGAUGGCGCCACCUGGCAGCGUUCCAUUCACAAGAGAAGAAGAUGAACCCACAGGGAGGGGGCAACGUUUACGUCAACAAGGAGCUAAUCCCAAUUCUUCCCCUUUAGCCCGAGGUUUUGCGUGUUCACGUGAAUCCAGUGGUGUCCCGAUUCCCCGUAAUUAAGGGCUACGGGCUAAGGGCCGUGCAAUCUCUCAAACGACGCUUCUUCUUCAGUUCUGGUGUCAUUAUGAGUCCUUUGGGCCUGCAUUGUAGGGAAGAAAUGCAAAAUCCACGGCCAACGUUCAUCUUUUAGGGGCUCGCCCCACAGGAACUUAUUCAGGUCCAAAUGGUUGUGGUUAAAGUUUCAUUUAUUGAAACAUGCAUACACUUUCAGGCUGCAAGUCACCGUUCAAAGUAUUUUAACGUUUCCACCCGUCACCCACCCACACGGAAACAGCCUUCUGGGUGCCCUAAAACGGGAUAUUUUUGAAAACGACUUCCAGAGACGGAAAAUCUGAAAACGCCGGCUUGUCGUUUGCGUGUAGACAAGCAGGCGGCACCCAGCAAAUGGCAAUCGAUGACAUCGUCGACCCGUCGCCGUCACGUGACCAGAAGCGAGCUCGGGCGUGAUAUCAGAAUAUUUCGACUGACGUGACUCACCCCAGUCGUCAUUCGCCUAAUGACUCGUCUUGUACUCCAAACGACUCGCACAAGGAACUCCGCUUUGUCGUAAGUCGAGACGAGACUUGGAAAGCGGAAGACGAGGGACUGCGUAUGUCGUCCUCUUCCACAGUUUGGUUCCGUUCGUGUGUCCGUUUACGGCGCUACACGCAGGUCUGCCGUCUGGAUGCAGCUACAAUCGUUCGUCGCUACUUCGCGGUUCACCUUUUGCGGCCUCGCUGCUUCGCUGAUUUUUUUUGUGCAUGCAUUGUGUUCUGUGUCCUGAUUGGCUGAGGGACCGUAGAACAUUGUCAAUCAAUCCCCUCCAUGCCGUGUCUCCCGUUGUUUUUGAUCGCUAACAAACAACUAGCAGUUUUCUCCUCGACAAAACCCACAAUGUCGAGGACACUUUCUGCACCCAAAAGGCGGAGGAAGAUGCUAACCAUCGCACAAAAAGUUGGACUUGUGGACCUGCUGAAGGAAGGUAGAAGUUAGGCAGUAAAAGAAGGAAUGAAUCUUGGGUUGGUGACAUAAAAGGAGGAGGAAAACAGCAUCAGGACCACACAGCAAUAAGUUUGAACAAAGAUGCAAAAGCGCUACCAGGACGAAGGGGCACGCUCAGAGGAACUGUCCUUCACUGUUCAUCGUUUCUUAUGUGUCCAACCUCGAAGUUGAUCAUUCAAAUUCAAAGAUGUUUUGAACGUUCAGAGUGUUUAAAAGAGAGAGAAAUGUGAGAAAAUGUUCAUGCCGGUCCGAGAGAAGAGUAUGAAGUGUCUGGUGGGGGCUUUUGCAGCCUUAAAACAGACAUGCUGUCGUCAUCGUCAAAAGAAAGCAAGCGCGGGAUAUUUUUGGAACCUAACCCCGUGAUAAACGAGGGACCACUCUAUUCACUAAUCCGACGCAGUGUGGAUGUGAAUUUUUUUCAACCCGCCAUGAAAUAAAAUUGAAAAAAUCCCAGGGACGUUUCCGUGUGGACGGGGGCGUGGAGUGACCUUUCAAAAAAAUCUUGCAAGAUUUGUGUGAGUAUGACGCAGUUUUGCGCCUGUCUUGCGUAACGCUCCGAACGCCAACAAUGAUUGUUGAGUUUUGGGGCUUUGGGCUUUUCAGCU
Dunckerocampus dactyliophorus (ringed pipefish) is the source of this 4419-nucleotide messenger RNA. RefSeq names its product info WAP, follistatin/kazal, immunoglobulin, kunitz and netrin domain containing 2a (gene wfikkn2a). Gene Ontology annotation, cellular component: extracellular region. Lineage: Eukaryota; Metazoa; Chordata; Actinopteri; Syngnathiformes; Syngnathidae. The transcript is spliced from 4 exons. The record is from RefSeq and is a predicted model, not a curated record. Gene Ontology annotation, molecular function: protein binding; serine-type endopeptidase inhibitor activity. Bases 999 to 2519 code for a protein of 506 amino acids.